ACAUCACUUCCUAAAAAAGAGGCAAACACCUCUCCUUCAAGUUAGCACCGACCCAAACAAGCAGGAAACAGGAAAUGUUCACGUUUCAGGGAGGCUGCAGUCCGGUGCAGCAUCCUGAGUGCGCCCAGGCGAGCUGAUAUGCCGGGUCCCCGCACCACCCUGGACUUCACUCUGGUGCCCUCGCUCGCUCCCGACAGCAGGGGUACUUAUGAGGCAUCAGGACACUCAGGAGACCUAUCCUGGGCAAACGAAGGACCAAGUGAAGGGAUUAUUCUGAGCACAUUUGAUGCAGUGACCACAGAAACAUCAAUUGCAAAUACAAAUUCUACCAGCGCUGUUGAGGACGGAAAUCAUUUAGAGUUUAUAUUAAUGGUGUUGAUCCCAUUGAUUUUAUUGGUCCUCAUACUUUUAUCAGUGCUAUUCUUUGUAACAUACUGUAAAAGAAAAAGAAUGAAACAAGAGCCUUCUAGCCAAGGAUCUCAGAGUGCUUUACAGACAUAUGAACUGGGAAGUGAAAACGUGAAAGUCCCUAUUUUUGAGGAAGACACACCCUCUGUUAUGGAAAUCGAAGUGGAAGAGCUUGACAAGUGGAUGAACAGCAUGAACCGAAGUGCUGACUGUGAAUGUUUACCUACUUUGAAAGAAGAGAAAGAGUCAAACCACAACCCAAGCGACAGUGAAUCCUAAAACUGAAUGGUGCUAAUGUUUUCCAAGAGAAGCAACCCCUGAGGGAGCCUGCUGCGCCUGCCAACAGAGGAACGAAGAGGAUACGAAUUUAAUUAAUUUCAAAUCAUUGUAGACACAAGAACCUUUUGCUGUUUCUUCCAACGCCCACUCUGCUUAAAUGAUGGCGUCACCUGUACUUGGAAGAAUGUGUGAUUGAGAAGUCCGAGGAGAGGCCUGGCCGUCAUCCAUGGUUGCCGCCGAGGGUGGGGAAAGCAUGUGAUGCUCGCCUCUGAUCAAUGGGCAGUCCCUCCUCUUAGCCAACUCCCGGCU
Messenger RNA from Carlito syrichta (Philippine tarsier), 996 nucleotides. It is a transcript of the gene TMEM154, whose product is annotated as transmembrane protein 154. The transcript is spliced from 7 exons. The record is from RefSeq and is a predicted model, not a curated record. NCBI's taxonomy places the organism in Eukaryota, Metazoa, Chordata, Mammalia, Primates, Tarsiidae. Bases 139 to 687 code for a protein of 182 amino acids.